This is a messenger RNA of Solanum dulcamara, 966 nucleotides long. RefSeq names its product HVA22-like protein k. Bases 138 to 722 code for a protein of 194 amino acids. Lineage: Eukaryota; Viridiplantae; Streptophyta; Magnoliopsida; Solanales; Solanaceae. The record is from RefSeq and is a predicted model, not a curated record. The transcript is spliced from 8 exons.
UAAGAAAAAGGACCGGGGUGAAUUUUCACAUAUUGAAGAGGUGGAUGUGUAAUUCACAAAAAAGUCAAUAGAUUGCAGUAUUUAUACUCAAAUUUCCGACGAUCGCCGGGUCUGAGAAAAAGCUCCUCUCUCCGGGAAUGGCAGGAAUGGCUGUGUUUGCCUCAAAUCUCUCGAGCGAGAUUGGGUUAAAAUUGCUUCUUAGCCCGCUUAAUACUAAUGUAAUUGUCCGCACUGCAUGCUGUUCUGUAGGGAUUGUUUUGCCUGUUUAUUCUACCUUCAAAGCAAUUGAGAUGGGGAGUCAAAAUGAGAAACAUAAAUGGCUUCUGUACUGGGCAGCAUAUGGAUCUUUCAGUAUCGUUGAAGCAUUCACAGAUAAAUUUCUCUACUGGUUCCCACUAUACUAUCAUGUGAAGCUCGCAUUUCUUGUUUGGCUUCAACUUCCAUCUGCUGAGGGUGCUAAGCAAUUGUACACGAACCAUCUGCGCCCUUUCCUCAUGAGACAUCAAGCAAGGCUGGAUCAUAUUUUGGAGUUAAUUCAUGGAGAAUUGGCUAAAUUUAUUAGCACUCACCAAGCAGAAAUCCAGUUUGCAAAGGUUCUUCUUGGCAAAACUUUACUAUCAGUUGGAAGCAUUCUUCAACAACCCGCGCAAGGACGAGUUGUUGGUACAAUUGAAGGGCCAGCAGAGCAAGUAGAGACUUCAGAGUCAGAAGAUGAAUCGUGAUGCCCUUUUCAAAGUCAGAUAAAAAGUAUCUUCUCUCUGUUGUACUUCAUAUCAACUUAGUUUAGCUUUAGCUUUCGUUCAUUUCCGCACUGCAUCUUUGAUGCAAAAAUAGAUAGGAGUGAUCAGUGUAUACAUGAUUUUCUAAGGAGACAAUUUUGUUGUGGGUUUGAGAGUUUCCUUCUCCCUUUUCCUGUAAAUAUAUCAACAGAAAAUAGGUUUCACGUUGUUUUAAACCAUUUUAGCA